UUUUGCAAUCUCCACCACACGGCGCCUCAGACAAAGCCUCCACCAGUUCUGGCGCGCGCGGCGAAGCAGAGCUUUCCCUUCCGAAGACUUUCCCAAAAUUCGAAUGCUCCAAAAAAGUCGCGCUCUACAGUUUCUAGUUCUUCCCAAUUUGUCAACACUUUCGUUAUCAAUAUUAAAUCUCCUCCUUCCCUCGCUCGGAAUUCAACAUCUUCCUCCUCCUCCUCCUCCUCCUCCUCCUUCUUCGGAGUGAAUUUGAUUUGAUUUAAUCGUAUUAAUGGCCGCCGCUGCCGUCGAUCCGUCGUCGCUGCAAUUCACGUCGACUUGGGCCGUCGCUGCUGUCUGCUUCGUCUUCAUCUCCCUCUCUCUGUUUCUCGAGCACUUGAUUCAUCUCCUAUCCAGUUGGCUGAAACGGAACAGGAAAACGGCAUUGUUCGAGGCGGUUGAGAAGUUGAAAUCAGUUCUGAUGCUUCUAGGGUUCAUGUCGCUGACGCUGACGGUAACGCAACAGCCGGUUUCGAAGAUCUGCAUUCCGAACAGCGUAGCGUAUACGAUGCUUCCGUGCCAGAGAGAAUUGCAGAUCAAGGCUAAUAAGAACUUGAUGAUGAUGGAGCAAUUGCGAUCCUCCUCCUCAUCAUCGAAUCGCUCGUUUUCAUGGCUGCCGGAAGAAUUUGUGAGCCUCGCGGCAGCAGAAGGUGGAGGAAGUGGUAGUAGUUCUUCUUCUUCGGAUCACUGUGGUGCUAAGGGGAAGGCGUCGCUGAUAUCGCAAGCUGGAAUGAAUCAGCUCAACAAUUUCAUAUUCGUUUUGGCUGUUAUGCAGAUUCUUUACAGCGUCCUCACCAUGGCUUUGGGAAAGGCCAAGGAGAUAAUUCUUUUAAAUCCAAAUCGUUUUAGAUUCACACGGCAAACGACAUUCGGGCGUCGGCACAUCAAUUCUUGUGCGACAACAUCACCAUUGCUUCUCUGGACUAAAUGCUUCUUCAGACAGUUCUUUCGUUCUGUGGCGAAAGUCGACUACUUGACCCUUCGCCAUGGAUUCAUCUCGACUCAUUUACCUGCAAACACUUCCUUUAACUUCCAAAAGUACAUUGAAAGAUCAUUGCAUGAUGACUUCAAAGUCGUCGUUGGCAUCAGUCCUUUCAUGUGGAUCAUAGUAGUUAUCUUCAUUCUGGUAGAUGUGCAUGGUUGGAAUGCAUAUCUCUGGGUGUCUUUCCUUCCACUAAUUAUAGUGCUUGCUCUUGGAACCAAACUUGAAGUGAUAGUAGCAAGGCUUGCCCUUGAGCUUCAAGACAAGACUGUUGUGGUCAAAGGAGCCCCAAUGGUGAAACCAAGUGAUGAUCUCUUUUGGUUCAAUCACCCCAAAUUUGUUCUAACCCUACUUCAUUUCACUUUGUUUAUGAACGCGUUCGAACUUUCUUUCUUCAUCUGGGUUACGCUUCAAUAUGGGAUCGGAUCUUGCUACCACGAAAAGUUGUGGGUCAUCAUUAUAAGAGUGGUCUUAGCGAUCACAGUCCAAGUGUUGUGCAGCUACAUUACUCUACCUCUUUAUGCUCUUGUCACGCAGAUGGGGUCACAAUUCAAAGCUGCAGCAUUAGAAGAACACACAGCCAAAGCCAUAAAGAAAUGGCACAAAGAUGUGAAGCAAAAGAGAAAAAAACAUCACCAUCACCACGAGCACGAUGACAGCCAACACCAGGAAGGCUCGUCUCGCUCCGGGGCCGAGCGUCAGUCGUCGACCGUUUUCGAGAGCAGCAGCAGAACCCUAAGCUUCCAAGAGCUCUCUUCCCACCACCGAACUCCCACUUUUUCUGAACUCAACAGUUUUGGUAUUGAGUCUGGGGAGAUUGUUGAAGAACACACAGAAACAAUGGUGAAAAAGAAUAAUGAUUCUUCAAUAGUUUCAGGUAAGUUAAUGGAGAUAAAAGUGGAAGAGAAUAGUGAAACCCAAACUGCACAAACUGAAAGAAGACGGAUUUCGUAGAUUUUGGUUUGAAUAACUUUGUUAUUUCAUGUAAAACUGUAAUGUUUGUGAGGUAGAAUUUAUUUGAUGAGUAUAUAUAUAUAUUGUUUGUAUUAUAUAUAUUUGUAGUAAAAUAGCUAUUACUCGAUUACGUUAGGAGUUCAAAUAAAAUUCCACAUUGAUUAGGGAAAUGGGAGAUCCAUGGCAUAUUGACAACAACAAUUAUCUUCGUUAGUACGAAGUCUUUUGGGUCAAACUUUCCAUUCCAUUAGUUUACGUGAUUCACCACAGCUUUGAAGGACAAUGAAA
Momordica charantia (bitter melon) is the source of this 2266-nucleotide messenger RNA. The record is from RefSeq and is a predicted model, not a curated record. NCBI's taxonomy places the organism in Eukaryota, Viridiplantae, Streptophyta, Magnoliopsida, Cucurbitales, Cucurbitaceae.